Molecule: messenger RNA, 914 nt
Organism: Lates calcarifer (barramundi perch)
Lineage: Eukaryota; Metazoa; Chordata; Actinopteri; Centropomidae
Gene: chtf8
Product: CTF8, chromosome transmission fidelity factor 8 homolog (S. cerevisiae)
Exons: 3
Coding region: 189-605 (138 amino acids)
Biological process (GO): mitotic sister chromatid cohesion
Cellular component (GO): Ctf18 RFC-like complex
Source: RefSeq, a predicted model, not a curated record
GGAAACACGUCAUCACGCUGACACGGCUGGCGGGAAAUCCCAGCAGCAACAGAAAAAGUGGGGUUAGUGAUUGUUGAUAAAGCUGCUGGACUGGGACCAGGCUGUGUAUCAGGACUGGUUUGGUAUAAAUGAGCUGAUCAUUUAUGGUUAAUGUAAGUGUCUGACGGUCUCGGCUCUGUGACAGGACGAUGGUUCAACUCAUUAUAAGGGGCAGCCUGGACGGCAGCAGUCCUCCAGAGUGGCUGCUGGUGGAGCUACAGGGAGAGAUUGUGUCCAGACACAACUCUGGCCUGGCAGGAAAUGUGAUGGGAGACCUGUUCUACACCAAAGAGGGGGUGCCAGUGCUCAUUGUAGGACAUCACAUUCUGUAUGGGAAGCAGGUCAAACUGGAGAAACACUUUGCUGUCCUCACCAAGCACUCCAUCCAGGAUACCCCGCACAGCCAUGACACUGAAGGUAACAGUGAUGUCACACACAUAGCCAUGGAAACAGACCAGCAAGGCUCCACCUCCAAGUCAUACCGUGUGUCCGCCCUCAUCAAACGGAAGCUGAUCUUUAAGACACGACCCAAACCCAUCAUCACUAAUGUUCCCAAGAAGGUGUAGCAUUUCCUUGUGGGGUCAGAGGUCAUGUGUCUGACCUUUACUGUUCUAGACUGUUUUAUAAAUCUCUGUGAGCUUCACGUUGUCUCAACUCUGAUAUCAGGCAGUUUGAUUUGUUGUGCAACUGAUAAAAUACUACACCUUUAUAUUGAUCAAUACUGUCGACCUUUAACCUGAACUGAGUCAAACAGAGACUUUAAUGAGUACUCACAUGUAUGAAUGAAUGUUGUGUUGUUUUCCUGACAGACCAUGACUGUCUAAUGCUGGUUCAGGUCUUUCUGUGUGCGGAAAAAUAAAGUAUUUUAGAGAUGA